Messenger RNA from Venturia canescens, 945 nucleotides. RefSeq lists its product as uncharacterized. The record is from RefSeq and is a predicted model, not a curated record. The transcript is spliced from 5 exons. Bases 48 to 842 code for a protein of 264 amino acids. Lineage: Eukaryota; Metazoa; Arthropoda; Insecta; Hymenoptera; Ichneumonidae.
CUCGAAGUACCUUUUCAACAAAUACACAAAUACUAGGAAACCUCAAAAUGGUUGAAGGUGGUUCAACCAUUGUACAAGGUAAUCUGGUCAAACUGUCUAAAGCACAUGGCCUACGGCACCAGUCCAUCUCCAUCAACCAUCUUAUACAACCGCUUGGUAAUUCCACUGCAUCGGAUCCAUCGCUUGCUACUGGAAACAAUGAAAAAGUGGAUCCUCAAUUCACCGACUACAUUAUUGGUGUACAAUUCAAAGACGCAACAGAAGAAUGGAUUCGUGAUGACACUUAUCUCUACACGGCUCGUGUUGUGACUGAAGCUAUUCGAUUCAAGGUUGCAGUCGUAAUGAAGCUCAAGGGCUCCAACGACGAGCAGGUUGAAUCAAUAAGAUGUAAUUUAAACGACAUUGCUCAGAACUACAGACUUGAAAUUGAGACCUGGAUGGAUGAAUUUAUUGCUGUGCCACAUUUUGGUUAUCUGAUGUCCUCUAUCGCCGAUUACAGUAGAAAAAGUGUAAUUCGUGCGAAAAUAUUGGGUUUAAUAAAAGAAAAAGGCUAUGUAACAUUGGAGAAAUGUGAGGAAAAAAACGGUGGAAUUUUGAUUUUCGUUCAUCAACGUGAUGCGGCAGAUGAAAUAUAUUUCAGGAUUCAAUGGUCCGUGAGAUUUGUGACCAAGUACUGGAGUGCGUUACACUUUUUUGCCAUAGAUUCGGUGCAAGCUGAUGAGGAAUUCGUUGCAGCCAAUGAAACUUUGCUCCAAACUUUCUGUAAAAAAGGAGUCGACAAAGACGAACUUGAGGAACUUUGGAACACGUUGUGCCUGAAUAUUGAACAUCAUAAGAAGUAAAAGUUCUUUUUGUAUCUUGUCGAUUUGUUUGAAUAUUUUUUGAAUAAUUAUAAAUAAUCUAGAACAAUUAUAUUAUCAAUAAAAAAAAGGCUAGUUUGAUGAA